Messenger RNA from Neurospora hispaniola, 903 nucleotides. Its product is annotated as HSP20-like chaperone. The transcript is spliced from 4 exons. Gene Ontology annotation, biological process: protein folding; chaperone-mediated protein complex assembly. The record is from RefSeq and is a predicted model, not a curated record. Gene Ontology annotation, cellular component: cytosol; nucleus. Bases 145 to 795 code for a protein of 216 amino acids. Lineage: Eukaryota; Fungi; Ascomycota; Sordariomycetes; Sordariales; Sordariaceae. Gene Ontology annotation, molecular function: Hsp90 protein binding; protein-folding chaperone binding.
UGCCAGUAACGAUAACAACCACAACAACAACCAACAACAACUGCGCUUCUACCGCUGUAUGCGCUUUACAUCCAGGAGCUAGCUAGCUACCCUUCUCCAGCAACAUCUUCGCACAAACACACACUUACACGACUAUCAUCACAAAUGGCUUCCACUGUGACACCCGAGGUUCGCUGGGCCCAGCGCUCUUCUGCUACCGACCCCGAGAGCAACUUCAUCUACCUCACCAUUAGCGUUCCCGACGUCCCUACUUCCAACCUCAAGCUCGACCUUAAGCCCACUGGUCUCGUCUUCACCGGCCACUCCGACACCCUCAAGAAGACCUACCAUGUCGAGCUCGAGUUCUACGCCGAGAUUGACCCUGCUGCGAGCCAGGUCCACCACACGGCCCGUGAUGUCGAGAUGAAGCUCCGCAAGAAGGAGCUUGAUGCUCAUUACUGGCCCCGUCUCCUCAAGGAGCCCAAGAAGGUUCACUUCCUCAAGACCGACUUCGACAAGUGGGUUGAUGAGGACGAGCAGCACGAGGCCGCUGAGGAUGACUUCAGCAACUUUGGCGGUAUGGAAGGAAUGCCUGGUAUGGGUGGUAUGGGUGGUAUGGGUGGCAUGGGUGGUAUGGGUGGUGACUUCGGUGGUAUCGACUUCUCCAAGCUGGGCGGUGCUGGUUUGCCCGGCGGCGACGAUGAGGAAGACUCCGACGAUGACAUGCCUCCUCUCGAGGGCGAGGGCGAGGCUGAUAAGGCCGAGGAGGCAAAGGAUGUCAAGGAGACUGUCGACACGUCAAAGGAGGCUGCGUAAAUACUCAUAAAAGUAAUAGGCAUACCCAAGAUCCAUGGCAAUGGGCUUUAAUGUUUAGAACUGGGCAUUGGGAAUAACGACAGGAUUUACUUACACAUACCCUCCCAU